UUGUUGAAAAACUUCAGUAGCCUUUGGGCCUUUCAUCAAAAUGCGGUCGCGUAUAUCACUAUUAUUAUUAUUUUGUGUUUGUGCAAUUUCAUUACCAACAUCAUUAUCCUGCCAGGAUGUCGAACAACGCUUUAAGUUCCCCAAUUCAGAGAUUUAUAUUAAAUUGGUGCGUUCUCAGAAACUUCAGUAUGCUAUUAUGAAAGGAAGUAAAACCUUGCAGACAGUUACCCUUGAUAACUUUAAAACAAACAAUAAUUUCGUAUCAAAUGGCAAUGGAAGUUUCACACUAUCUUCGACGGAUUCGAAUAUUCUAUUCGAAUUGGUAUCCAGAUCCAAUCAAGUAACGCAUUUAAAAGUUUCAAGAAACUUUGUUGCCCGUUCCCAACAACCCAUGGAUUGUAUUGAUUUAAAUAUUGGUCAAACCCAUUGGUUUGGUGGACCACAAGAUCGUCAUCAAUACUGGCCAGUAGAACGACUUAAGUUUACUAACUACUCCUAUUUAACCAAAGAGGAUCACAAUGCAGGUAUUGCAGAACGUUACUGGUUGAAUUCGCGUGGUGUUUUCUUCUACGUCGAAGAUCAAACACCUUUGUUUAUUGAACAAAAUUCUGCCGGUUAUGAGAAUCAAUUGUGCUUCAGUGCUCAAACUCGAUUACCAUAUAGCUCGACUUUAAAGAGUACAACAUUCCGAUAUCAGAUAGGUAUCGGCAGUGAUGCCAAGGUCGCUCAUAUGUAUGCAGUCAAGAAUAUUCUUGGAAUACCAACAGGACAUCCAGAUGAACGCAUGGUUCAGUAUCCAAUUUGGUCAACAUGGGCUCUUUACAAAGCUGAAAUCAAUGAUACUAUCGUGAGAGAAUUCGGAAACAAAAUAUUGCAAAAUAAUUUCAAAAACAGUCAACUUGAAAUCGAUGAUGACUGGGAAGAUUGCUAUGGUGCUUUGACUUUCCGUAAGAAUAAAUUCCCAAAUAUCAAACAACUCACUGACGACCUUAAAGCUCAAGGAUUUAGAGUGACCUUGUGGAUACAUCCUUUUAUUAACAAGAAUUGCACUGCCACAUAUAAUGAAGCUCUACAAAAGGGCUAUCUUGUUUUGGAUCGCAAUGGAAGUCCAGACACUCAGUGGUGGAAUAGUAAAGCAAAAGAUGCAGCUUACAUAGACUUUAGUAAGUCAGAAGCAGUAAAUUGGUAUUUGACUAGAUUGAAGCGUUUGCAAACAGAAGAUGGUAUCGAUAGUUUCAAAUUUGAUGCUGGAGAAAGUAGUUGGGUACCGUCAGAUCCCGUUUUACAAGGACCUGAAGAUUUCCUACCAAGUGCCAUCACUAGAGAUUAUAUUAAAGCUGUAUCAACAUUUGGACCAUUGGUUGAAGUAAGAUCUGGACAAGGUACCCAGAAUCUACCAAUAUUCGUACGAAUGAUUGACAAAGAUUCUGAAUGGAACUGGAGCAAUGGUCUUGUCACAUUGAUUACUACUUUGUUGCAACUGAAUAUGAAUGGAUAUCCGUUUGUGUUGCCCGAUAUGAUUGGAGGCAAUGGUUACAAUAAUAAACCACCAUCGAAAGAACUGUUCAUUCGAUGGUUGCAAGCUAAUGUAUUUAUGCCAAGUUUACAAUUCUCAUUUGUCCCAUGGAACUUUGAUGAUCUUGAAACAAUUUCAAUCAGUCAGAAAUUCUGCGAUUUACACAGUCAAUAUACACCGCAAAUAAUGGAGCGAUUCAAACUUGCAACAGAAACUGGUGAGCCUGUUAAUCCACCAUUGUGGUGGGUUGAUCCUGAGGACAAAGUUGCACAAGGAAUUUAUGAUGAAUUCCUCCUGGGAGACAAGAUAAUUGCAGCACCAAUUGUUGAGGAUGGAGGUAGAAUUCGUGAUAUAUACUUACCCAAAGGUAGUUGGAAGGAUGGAAAUACCAAUACCGUUUAUAAGGGUCCCAUCUGGAUAAUGGAUUAUCCAGCACCACUUGAUGUGCUUCCAUAUUUUAUUCGUCAAGAUUAAAUUUAAUAAAAAAAAAAUAAUGUUCUAAUUAUUUAAUGAUAAUAAUGAUUGUUUUAAUCGUAGUAUAUAAAUGUAAUAAAAUUGUAUUAAAAAUAUAAAAA
This is a messenger RNA of Episyrphus balteatus (marmalade hoverfly), 2091 nucleotides long. RefSeq names its product myogenesis-regulating glycosidase (gene tobi). The transcript has 3 exons. Bases 41 to 1990 code for a protein of 649 amino acids. Gene Ontology annotation, biological process: carbohydrate metabolic process. Gene Ontology annotation, molecular function: hydrolase activity, hydrolyzing O-glycosyl compounds. The record is from RefSeq and is a predicted model, not a curated record. Lineage: Eukaryota; Metazoa; Arthropoda; Insecta; Diptera; Syrphidae.